AUGUUGCAACCUCAGCUCCAUCUUGAUGAUACUAAUCGAAGGAACCAUGAAGCGCCAAUAUCCCAAACGAAGAAUCGUCAAGGUGACAUUCCUUUGGAUCCUUUGGUAACUCUGCAAACUACUAUGGACCCUCAAACAGGGGCUGACACUCCCAUGGGAACCGCUGCCAGUCGAUCGUCAGUUGCUUCCAUUUGUUUUGUACCACAAAUUCAUCAUGGUGAUCACAUGAACAACAAUCCAUGUAUUGAAAACAAAGUACAGAACGAAGAUGGUAACGAUGACAGCAGUAGCAGCAGUGACGACGAUGAUGAUGGUCCCAUUUCGUUUCAGUGCUCCCGCAUACUGCUAUCUGAGAGUCUUGCCAAAAAUGAUCCUACACGAAUGGCUCGACAGCAAGUGGCCGCUACAUCACUGCUUAUGGGACGAUAUUUGGCAUCCUGUCAUGCCAAUGGGGACUGCCUCUUGUGGGAUUUGUCCAAGAGACAAGCCACCACUGCCCAUUUCAUAGAUGACAGAGGACCAGGAUGGUCCUUGCGGCGACUGCACGACAACCAACACUUUCUCUAUCAAACACGAGACUUAAGGGGGACCAUAUCUUUACAUCAUUGGGAAGGUGCAAAUAAUGGCAAUAAUAUGGCCACCACUCUAUCUUCCAUUCCAACCCACUCGCAGACUUUCUGCGCAGCGGCUCCCUGUCAUUCCAAUCCAAAUUUGGUCGCCUUGCCCUCUGCCGAUGAUGCUGUUGCCACCAUUCGAGAUUGGAGAAUCAAACCAACUGCAUCACCUGUGGCGGUCUUUCCAGGAGCGGGACUGGUUCCCGAAGAGCAAGAUAAUGUCAUGCCGAUGGACCAUGAAGGAUACUUUGCCAGCCGUCGUCGACAUGGAAUGUUAUCCAGUCUCGCCUUUUCCGAGUCGACUAUCAUCUCAGCAGGCGGUAGUCGACCCAUUGUGGCAUGUGGAAUGGAAUCAGGGACAGUGUUCUUUCAUGAUUUACGCAUGUUGAUGGAUCAUAAAGAAACCACAAUCUCGCCUGCUACUGUCAGCAGCAUCAAGCUCUCUACUGAUCCAGUUCUGGCAUUGGAUAUGGCACCGUCUCAUGGCCCACAAGCAAACGGAGUUGUGGCAAUUGCAGGCAUGGCAGGGGAAAGCAUGGGACAGCAAGAGCUACCGGAAAAAGAGCAAGGGACAGUGGCCAUUCUCAAGGCCACUAUUGGGUCUUUUGCUAGUGACAAAAACAACAACAAUACCAUUCAAGUGCGUGUCAGAUCAAGGAUCCCUACUUGUCGUACAGGUAAACCCGGAAUCAACCAACUUCGAUUUCAACCAGGAGGUGGACGAUUAUUUGCCGUGGCAGGAUGGGAUCAACGGUUACGAAUCAUGGGCCGAGCUGCCGUCAACAACCGCGACAAGUCGCAUCUGAAGGCCAUUUUACGAGGACAUGACGACAGUGUCUCUGCUAUGGAUUGGGCACCCAACAGCAACUGGUCUGGAUUGUGUGCCACAGGAGCGGCCGAUGGGAAAAUCCACAUAUGGAGGUGUUUUUCAAAGACUAAAGAGCAGAGUAUCGACAAGCCUAUUGCAAUUCACAGGCAAGAAGACUAG
Molecule: messenger RNA, 1602 nt
Organism: Seminavis robusta
Lineage: Eukaryota; Bacillariophyta; Bacillariophyceae; Naviculales; Naviculaceae
Source: the annotation of a GenBank genome assembly